Rotaria sordida is the source of this 390-nucleotide messenger RNA. NCBI's taxonomy places the organism in Eukaryota, Metazoa, Rotifera, Eurotatoria, Philodinida, Philodinidae. The record is from the annotation of a GenBank genome assembly.
AUGGAGAAAUAUAUGAACAUUGGUUCAGCAGUUCCAUUAUCAACUUUUCCAUUAACAACAAUGAAUACAACUACUGAAUUUCAACCAGAAAUAUUUCCACUAUAUUCAUCAGAAGAAGAAAUAGAAUCAUCUAUAUCUGAGGAUGAAACAACCAGUACCGACUCACAACAAUCGUAUAUAGUUGAAUAUUUUCCAUCUAAGAAAACAGUUGAUAAAAUUGGAAAAAUCAUACAUCAUACACCAUUAUCAUUAGUCAAAUCGUCCGACAAAUCUAUUGGUAUUCUCAACAAUGAACAUCAUACUCAAUCAAAUCAAGAAUCAACAACAAAAUCAUCUGCUCAAAUUAAAUUUGUUUCUUUUUUAAGUCCAAGUGAAAAUCAACUUCGUUGA